CCUCAAUCAGUUGGCAAGCCCAAGCCCUAUUGAGAAGAUGUUUGAGUGCUCGUUGAUUCUGUGUCUGUGCCUCGCGUGGGUGGUGGUCGAUGUGGCUGUGGCUAUGGCCGCUGUGGAUCCACUUUUGCCACUUAAUGCCAAGGACUUUCAGCUGGAACUGCUGCGUGGAAUGGCCGAGCAGGCCGAACGGCGUGUGGAAAUGAGUCUCAAUGAUUUUCUGGCCCAGAUGGAGGCCAAUCCACGGUUCAGCAACUACACGGCGGAAUUGAGUGCGGCGAGAGCCACUAAAAUACUGCCACAGAAGGUGACGCUCAUCAAGCAGGUAAUAGAUGCCCAUCAUCAUCCGGAUACGAAUCUGGAGCACACCUCUGUACUGCGGAAUCUUGUGUUUCUCAAUCGCCUGAAAUCAAUGAUCACGGCAGCUGUUGACGCCAGUGCCCUGGAGAUGCGGCAGCUGCGUUUUCAUCGUCUAUGCCAGCAGUUUGAUCGCCCAGUGCCCAGGCCCAGGAGACCACAUCACCUCAUCAACGAUCAAACUGUGGGAGCGGCUCUGGAGCAGCUGAACCUCACUCGGAGCGAGGGCAACAUCACCAGCAUAGAUCUCAAUCAGUUUGGACAGCAGCUCUACGAUCGGGUGAAGCUGUCGGGCGCCGAGAUCAUCGACAACUAUCUGUUGAUCCUCCGCGACGUCUUGCAGUAUAUCAUCGAAGGCGAGCACGAAGAUCUGGCGGACAGCACCCCAAAACUGGACGACAUGCUGCAGCAGUUGAAUGAUAUGUUGGCCACUCACGACUUCUUCGAGAAGCGUCAGAAGGUAUAUGCCUAUCUGGAGCGUCAUCUGACGACAGACUACGAGCAGCUGCGUGAGACAGCCAGUGCCGAGCAGCAUUUGACGGAGAAACUGCUGGAGCAAAUGAAAGCCAAGGGUCUGGACUUAUUCGUCACCUUUCUGUUUAGCAAUUUUGAGUUCUUGGAGCUGGUGCACGAACAGUGGUCACUGCUGCUGCCACAGACGCCCAGUUUGCUGUACGACGACACCUCGCGGCAGCUGUACGAUCUCCAGCAGCUCUACGAGAUCUUCAAGCUGGACACGGAGAGUGAGGCCAAGUACGAUGCCUACGCGGCGGCUCUGCGACAGCUGCACGAGCGCACCGUGGAGCAGGGACAGCGGAAUCGUCACAUCUUUGAGCUGCUGUGCAAUGCGGCACAGAAUGUGGGCAGUGUUACCUUCAACAUGAUCAAGGCCAAGUGCCAGGACUUGCUUUAGGCUAAGACCAGAAGAUUGCAAGAUUAUCUCUCUAAUAAAAUAGUAUUCUGACGGCAA
Molecule: messenger RNA, 1324 nt
Organism: Drosophila guanche
Lineage: Eukaryota; Metazoa; Arthropoda; Insecta; Diptera; Drosophilidae
Exons: 1
Coding region: 38-1267 (409 amino acids)
Source: RefSeq, a predicted model, not a curated record